AGGGCGGUGCUCAGUGUGUGGGCAGCAGUGGUAGGGAGUAGUGCGUCUGGACAGCUGCUCCUCGUCCCAGCCACGUGCACGCCACACACCAGUACACACAAGCCACAGUGCCGCAAUUCUUUGCGUACGGUCGUGAUUGUUGAGUGCUUGAAAUUCAACUGUGAUCGGCCGACCAGCUGAGUGCACUACUAGCCCGCCUUACUCUCCAAGACUGCUCCGAUAGAGGUGUCCAGGAGACGAGAGCAGGGACUGACUGCUCUUGGGGUCAUCACAGGUUGAAGCAUGAUGUGGCAAGGCCAGGGUGGUGGUGGAUGCUUCACAGUGGGGGCCUGUCUGGGAGUUUUGCUUCUUCAUCUGCUGGGGCAAGCAGAAGGCAACGCCCAGAAGCGCUUCCUGGAAGAAAAACUAAAGGACUAUGACGUCAACACGUGGCCCAACUCUGAGGCAAGCAGUGGGAGGGGCAAGCGUUCCAGCCUGCCAGCAGGAGUACAGUUGCCAGAGACACCCCCGGAGGCGACGACGGUGAAGAUCCAGAUGUUCAUCAACUCCUUCGGCUCCCUCAACGCUGCUAACAUGGACUACAGCAUCGACGUGUUCCUCCGCCAACACUGGAACGACCCCCGUCUUAGCUUCAACCACACCGGCAAGGACAGGUUCACCAUCACCAACCCCGAGAUGCAGAGGCGGAUCUGGAAGCCAGACACGUACUUCAACAACGUGAAGGACGCCGAAAUCCACCAGGUGACCAUGCCCAACAUCCUGCUGAGGCUCUACAGCAACGGCGACAUCCUCUACAGCAUGAGGAUCACGCUAAAGCUCUCCUGCAACCUGCAGCUUGAGCACUUUCCCUUUGACGAGCAGACGUGUGAGACGGCCCUCGCCUCCUAUGCCAACACCGUUGACGUCAUCACCUAUGAAUGGGUCAAGGUGGACCCGAUUCAACUGCCGGAUGAACUGGAGAUCGCCCAGUUUGACCUUCUCAGCCACGAAACAGAGAGCUUCACCCAGCACUUCGUUACAGGUAAUUUCAGCGGACUGAAGGUCCACUUCAGCCUGCGGCGCCAGAAUGGCUACCAUGUCCUGCAGACCUACGUGCCCACCAUCCUUAUCGUGUCCAUCUCUUGGGUGUCCUUCUGGCUGGACCCCAACGCCGUGCCCGGCCGGGUGUCUCUGGGCGUGACCACGCUCCUUACUCUCACUACCCUGGCCUCGGGCAUCCGGGCUCAGCUCCCUCCCGUCUCCUAUGUCAAGGCCAUAGACGUAUGGAUCGGCAUGUGCAUGAUCAUGGUGUUCGGCGCCCUGCUCGAGUUCACCCUCGUCAACUGGCUGGCCAACAAGAAAAUCGUCAACCCGGCCUCCAAAAUCUUCAAGAUCCCUAAGGCUCUGGCCGGCUCCGACGCUCAAGAGGUGGGAUGUCACGAUGUUCUUGAUGAGAAGGAGCCUGGGCAAGAAAAACAAGUGGCAGAGGACGUCGAGGACCCCGCCGCCAAGGCGCCCAAGACCUACAUGAACCACGCCCGAGCGUUUGAUCGUCUGUGUCGAGCUCUCUUUCCCAUAACCUUCUUCGUCUUCAACCUCAUCUAUUGGCCCUACUACCUCACCGAGCAACACAAGGCUCUCCAGGUGCCCGACUAGAUCUCUCAUCAAGUUAUGGCGCUGACUUUUGGCAUCUACUUGUGUCAUUUGGUAUCUACUCAUGGCGGUGACUUUGGUAGAAACUUAAUCGCGCUGAUUUUAGUAUCAAUUUAUGGUGCUGAUUUUGGUAUCAAAAUAUGGUGCUUAAUUUAGAAUCAACUCGUGGUGCUGACCUCAUUAUAAACGUGCUGAUUUUGGUAACAUCUAACGAAGUUUAGCAUGAAGAGUCUUUACCUUUUUUUUAAUACAAGGCUCCAGAGGGAAGGUAGAACAACGAAGCUUUGAGUGUAUAAGAAGCCUACUUGCGUAGGUGCGUAUGUAUGUACAUUACUAUUCUGACCACUACAAAAAUGGUCUAGCAAUCCGUUUUCUCGUCCACAUUUGGUAGGGCUCUCUGCAUUUAUAGUCCUCAGUUUAUUGAUAGCGAAUUUAAUAGAUUAGUUUGGGGCCAAUCUCUACUGUCUAAAAAUAUAAUUGAUAUUAUUUUAAAACAAGCCAAAAUAACAAUUUAUAAUCCACGCACAAGGAAGGUAUUUAUACAAAAAUAUACUGCACCUUUUGUUUACAGAAAGCAUAACAAAGUAGUCUUAUAACUCAAAACUGUUUAAUGUUAAUGUUGUAUUUACGAAUUUGAAUACCGUUAAAAAUUUCAGUUUCUAACAGCAGUUAUGUUUAUGAAAUCCCUUGUAAAAGUUGUGAAAAGUGCACAUUGAAGAAACUGGUUAGAAUUUGAACAAAAUUAAGAAAAUAUCUCUAAUGGUUGGAUAGUGGAUUGUUUGUGCACAUGAGACUACAAUCAUCCAGUUGAUUGGAAUAACACUAAAAAAUGGUCUCUUGCAGAUCACUCAUAGACAGAAAUAUGGUGGAAAAGAUUUUAAUAAAAUGUAUUGAUAAUAUUUCAAGUUUAGACUUGGAUUAGAUAAGUUGAACCCAUUUAUUGUUUACAAACGUGCAGGGAAAAUGUAAAAAGAUUAUUUUAUUUGUUUUGCUUCGGAUCUCCCUUUUGAUUGGCCUUCACCGUUGCUUGCAAAUAUUGUAGAUUCAUUAUAAAUGUAUUAUUCCUCUCCACUGGGAUCAAAUAUCAUCGAUGGAAUUCGCCACAGCCUAAGGACAAUUUAUCCGUGCUCAGGUUUGUUGUGAAAGCUCACCCAUAUUGACCUACUGAUCUGUCAUGUCAAUCAUGAAGAAAUUAACACGUAAUGAAAAAUGUGACAAAAGAAGUUAAGCAUGUCAUUAACUAAACAGCUAAUAUUAACCAUCCAUUGCAUAAUAUUUUAUCUAAAUUUGUGUGUGUGUUAGGUGAAAUGUUUUGUCUUAGUUCUUGUCUUGUCCCUCUUCAGGACUGAAGACCUAAAUGCCAAGCUAAGAUGUCUCGUCUCUGCCUGCAUCUUGUUUGAUCUUCACGUGGUGUUGGUAACACUGGAGACUGUGCAACUACAGUGCUGCCAGUCAUGUGGACCGUGUAAACAUUGAGAUUACCAAUACGUACCAUGCACACACAGAGUCAGUCACUGUCAUCAUGUGUACAUGUUGAUAAUACCGAUGCACAUCAUGCACUGUUUGCACACGUACCAACCAAAUGCCCUAAUGCAAUGUAUUUUCCAUGAUUGAUCUGUUUAUUUGUUGAUCUACUCUGAGUGUUGAUGUUGAACUCCACUAGAGAUUUUUUUACUGAGUGUUGAUGUUGGGUUCCACUAGAGGUCUCUCUCUUUAACCCACAAACUCUUGGCCAUAGCUCUAUGCAGCAUCCCCCUCUCACCUCUGCAUGUUAUUAUGAAACUCUUUUCUCUUGCUGCUUGAAGAAAGGUUGCAAGGAGGCCCUCUUCUGAUGCGGGAAGUCUUAUUGCUUUCUUUUAUAACAUGUAAAGCUUCAGAGCACUUCAGGUUAAGUGUGUUCCUAUUCAACGAGUCUACACCAGGAAUUAUUACGGUAAAGUUGUCAAUUUUCAGUGCAUUUAAGGAUGUCAGAGAAUAAUAUGUAUCUUUGACUUGAUUAGUUAUCAUUUUUUCAGACACUAUUUAAAACGUGGGUUUUCAUUAUGAUAAGCAUGACAAACUGUAUGAGGGAUUAUAACAAAUGUAGAAUAAAACCUGUAAUAGAGAUAUAUUGGUUGAAUAUUCUUUUGCUCACGCUACUUUACCUAUUAAGUGGUGUUUAUAAAUAUUGUAUUAAUAAAUAUUGAUGUAAUAUUACAAUUUUGUAUGUUUUAUUAUUAAAAUAGGUACUGUAUUGCAAGUACUUUCGUAAGUAUUAGAGCAAGUUUGGUACAGCUUUUUUAAUGGUAAGUAGGCCUAUGUCUUAAACAACAUUUACUGCUAAGUAGGCUUAUAUAUCUUAACCCACAUUUAUGACUAAGUAGCUCUAUAUUUCUAUGAAACAACAUAUACUGCUAAGUAGGCCCUAUGAGAUAUCGUUCUUAAAACAACAUUUAUAUAACUGAACAUCCUUCAAGUUUCUUGUAGCUUGAAGACUAUUUUGAUUUUGUAGAAUAGUUUUAAAGUAGAGUUUAAGACGUCAUCAAGACUCAGGAAAUCAAAUAUAAAUUACCCAAUAUUCAAAGGAAUCCGUGUGUGAAAAGUGUUAUAGCACAAGGGAAGUUUGCUUGUAAUGCUUAACACGGUCGGUAAAAACUCAAGCUGUGGCAUUUGUUAGUAUAGUUAUGCUGUUAUAGCUUGGCUGGAGGAAGGAACAUAAUGUCAUUCUCGUUUUGUUUAUCAGACCAAACAAACCCCUAGGCCACCGUGCCGUAUAAACUCCAGGAGUAAUAAGGUUAAGUGUAAACAAGGGUGUGUUUGCUAACUAUGUUUUCUACUCUUUUUUUUUUUAUCAAGUUUUGACGGUGUUAAUGCACCAUCUUCAUCUUGCCCAUAGUGUUGGUGUAUUUUAACAUGGCAUUCUGAGUAUUUCAACAUUACGUACUGGAUAUUUUAACAUUUAUAAGCUGGAUUUUUUAACAUUUGCAGGCUUUGUAUUUUAACACUGCAAGCUGGGUAUUUUAACAUUGCAUGCUAGGUAUUUUAACAUUGCAAGCUGUGUAUUUUAACAUUUACAAGCUUUGUAUUUUAACAUUGCAAGCUGGGUAUUUUAACAAUUGCAAGCUCGGCAUUUGAACAGUUGGAAAGGUGAGUAUUUAAACAAUGCAGCUGGGUAUCUAUACAUUGCAAACUGGAUAUAUACAUUGUAAGCUUGGUAUUUUAAUAUUGCAAGCUGGGUAUUUUAACAUGGCAAGCUGGGCAUUUUAACAUGGCAAGCUGGCAAUCUUAAUUUUACAAGCUGCGUAUUUCAAUGUUGCAAGCAGGAAAUUCUUAUAUGCACUGCCCUUAAUCUUAAGCAACAUUUCCCUUAAUACUGAGAUUGUAACUAAGUUAUGGGAGGUGUUUCUGUGAUGUGUGACCUUAUAGUUAACAUUAUCAAUACAACAUAUAUGUGAGGUUUUUAUUAUAAAUAUCAGACAUCAAUAUUAGAGUUGUGUUGCUAGUGUUUUGGAGUUUGGACCUGUGUCGUAUUAACCCUGGUAUUAUCCUGGGUAUUAACCCUGGUAUUAUCCUGGGUAUUAACCCUGGUAUUAUCCUGGGUAUUAACCCUGAUAUUAAUUCUUUAAUCCAAAUAUUAACUCUAUAGCAUUAACAUGGAUAUUAACCCCUUAUAUUAACACUAGUAUUAACCAGGUUAUUAUAUAUAUUCUUACUUGUUUCUUUAGCAUUGAAACUUAAACUAUCUUAAGUUACAGAACGUACAAAUUAAAUAAUUAUCUUACCUCAAAUACAACCUGCUACUGUGAAGUUCCUGUAAGAUAUGUAAGAUAUAUUACCUCUCACGUCAAUCAUUAAUGACUGCAGUUAUUAUAAAUCAUUUUGUUUUUGAUAGAACCAAGUUAAUGUAUAAUUCCUCAUUACUGUAAGUACUUAAGAGGUUGUGAUAUCCAUGAAGCCUAGUCAGUUCCUUGCGUAGCCCAAGACAGUAGAUGUAUAUGUGAAUGCUGGUGAUAAUGAAGAAUAUGUGUAGCAUAGCACAUAGUAAAGUAUAUUUUGUCUUCAUUAACAUGAACACAUUCUACUCGCCUUCAAUCUUCUAAGCAAAUAUUAUACAAUAUUCAAUUCAUUUAAGCUUCAUAGUUCAGGUGUUUCACCCAACUGAAGAUGUACACCUUGUGUGAGAUUGUUCUAUUAAAUUUGUAUAUAAU
This is a messenger RNA of Procambarus clarkii (red swamp crayfish), 5819 nucleotides long. RefSeq names its product glycine receptor subunit alpha-3. Lineage: Eukaryota; Metazoa; Arthropoda; Malacostraca; Decapoda; Cambaridae. The record is from RefSeq and is a predicted model, not a curated record. Gene Ontology annotation, molecular function: transmembrane signaling receptor activity; chloride channel activity; transmitter-gated monoatomic ion channel activity involved in regulation of postsynaptic membrane potential. Gene Ontology annotation, cellular component: plasma membrane; neuron projection; synapse. Gene Ontology annotation, biological process: chemical synaptic transmission; nervous system process; signal transduction.